UUAGUAUUGAGGAUCAAUUAAUUAGGACCGAUGAGAUCGAUUGAUUCUUCGUAUUCCACGCACAUCAGAGAUCUCUUAUUUUUUUAUUGCUCGUAAGCUCGUUCGUUCUGUCUAUAUAAGUAGUUCAGAGACAUCGUAAUUGUAGCGUAAUACAUGGUAAGCAGCGGAUACACGUUCAAGGGAACGGAAGUCGAACAUACACAAUCGGAAUCGGAAGUAAUUCCGGUGACCGAACACUGCGAUGGUAUUGUUAGUCGAUACGCAGAAUAAUAAUUGGUGUUCGGUGCAUUUAUAUGAUCACAAUUGUGGAGUGUCAAUAUCUUCCCAGCGGAAUGGAAGCGUCAGUCGGUGGCUUUACUGUGUGAUAUAACGCUCGUUCUCCAGUGUUUGUUGUGGAUCCAUGCUCGUGACUUCGUUGCCGUUGCAAAGGUAUCAAAUAAAAGCAAAUCGAAUUGCGCCGUUUCAUUCUUCCCAUUUCGCUGUAUUGCUCCGGAACUUAUAACUGCAGCGUGCAUUAAACUUCUUUCAAUUUAUCGUCUCGUAGUUCGAGUCGGUAUUUACGAAAACGGUUCAUCCGAAUCGGUUAGAGUGAAACAAAAUUUGAAUAUGAAUCGGAAAGAUAGGAAGUGUCAUGAUGAAUCAAUGUGAAGCUGUGCAGCGCACGUGAAAGCGGGAUGUGCAUUGUCGCGGAAUUCCUUAAACUGUUUCUAAACAGUUUUGAACUAUUUGAUUGUUUAACGGCAAACGUAGCGUGAUUUAAUAGCGCUUCAUGUAAAGAGUCGAAAGAUCGAUUUUCCUGGUGAUUUAUUGCAGAGCACGGCAUCGUUCCUUGUUUCUUGUUGCCUUCCCGUUUCCUAUUACGUACGAUCUCGGCUGAUUCAGGAAAUGCAUUGUACAGAUGCAUUUCCGUUUGAAUAGCGGAACGUUUCGAGUUUUUCUCCUGUUCUUCUCGUCGGUUGAAAAACGCUGAUUGCUUCGCAAUACAGUACAUCGAAAUGCGUAUGAAAUUCAAUUUAACGUGGUUUUUUCGUUUUCUUCAUUUCGAGGGAAAAUGGGUUGCGCGUCUAGCGGACCGUCGUGCAAGAAGGGCAGUAUUCGAUUGAUGGCCACGAAGCUGGCUUUCACCAAGGGUCAACUGCACAAUCUGAAUACAUAUUUUCGCAGCCUAGUCGACGAAGCACGAAAUGAUUCGUUAAUUACUACUCCCGCGAUCGAAACCACGAUAGAGAGAUUGGUUCAACGUUUGAUGCUUAGCGUUGGUAAUCUCGACCGAAGAUUCUCAUCUAUAUUCCUCGUCUCACUGAACGAGCCUCAGCGAAUAAAGCGACUUAGGUUCGAAUACCUGCUGCGAAUAGAUGCGCUAUCGACUCCGAGCGUGAGCUCGGAGGAAAUCUCUAGGGUGUGCAUCGAGGAAGAUGCUUCGCUACCAGGCUUUAUUCGGUUAAAGGUGCUUGGCGUUGGUGCGGAAGCUUGGCAAGAGUACAUGGAUACUACGGGAAGAUUGAGGAGAGAUCUCGUCAAAUCCAAAUUAGCAAAUUUGUUGGCAACAGCUAUAAAACAAGAUAUCGUGGAUGUACAAGAUGAUAGAGUUCGCGUUUCGCCUGGUCAAGUGGUCGAUGCCGACGUCCUCGACAAAAUACUAAAGCAGCCGCACUACUGUCGGAUAUUCUACGGAUCAGCCAUGUCGGACGGGCCAUUACCAGAGCCGAGAAAUUAUCGAGUGGCUAUGAUCGAAGACGCUGGGGGAAUAUUGCUCAGAAUCGGGCUAGACGGUUUUAAAUCCUGCGAGGCUGAGGUCAGGCUAUUAAUCGGCGUCGGGGUGUCGUCGUGGCCCAGUUUAGCCGACUAUCCCCAACGAAUACCUCUCUACCAUUGUGACGCUCUCCUUCACUACACCGCGGCACAGAGUGGUAUGUACGCGGUGGCCGUUGGUCCGUAUUCCGGUGCGCGUUGCGAGAACCGGGCUACUCUCUGGAGAGUACGUGUUCUGGCAGCCGAGAAAAUUAUGAGUCAACACUAUGCCGUAGACAGCGUACCAGCUCUGACGGAAUCCGUGCUUCUGGAAAUUCUGUACCAACUCCGGGAGGGAUAUUUUUUAAAUUUGCCGAUGAAGUCGAAAGUAACGCGGAAGGGCGGUUCUCCGUUGCAAGAUCAUUUACGAAUAGUUUCGAGACAUAUUCUGAGGACCGUGUACCGAUGGUCCCUGGAAAGGGCAGGACCAGAUCCCUUGACAAGUUGGGCGCCCGAUACUCUUUCGCGUCAUGUUCUAUUAACAUUGGACGAGUUGGUCGCCGCUCUGAAAUACCAAAACCUGAGGUGUUACUUUCAUCCGCGUUGCAAUGUGAUGCUACAAUGCGCAAGAGGUGGAAUAGUACAUCACGAGGACUCUUAUGUCUCCGAUUGUCGACUGUUGGAAUCCUAUUUGGGAACCCUCCAUUAUCAUUCCUUUUCCAUGACGCGAAGUGUACCCAGACCUAUAGACAUUAUGGAGAGCGAGCUCAUUGUCAGAUGGCGAGACAUCGUGGCCUCGUUGCCUAGAGGAACGACUGACGAGGAUUACGGAUACAAUCAGAGACAACUGGAAUAUUUAAAUAUGAUCCUAGAGCAAGUACUGCGUGCAAGGGAUGCCUCGUUACAGGAUCGAUCGGACAGCUAUUAUUACUUAAAUUUUUCGGAAUUAUCGUGUCGCACGACGGAACAAGUAGAGAACCUCGUAUUCCUGUUGAGAUUAGUCUUAACGCAGGCCCGGGACCAAAUUUACGCGAUGGUAAAUCGCAGAACGCGAGUGCGCGAUCGUCGCAGGGAAUCGAAGAAGAGGGAGCAUUGUAACACCACCAGUCAGUUCGAUUAUUCGGUCGGACUUUUGAUUGACGUUAUCAGGAGAGACAGGGAAACCGUCAACACGGACUUGGAAGCUUUUCCAAUAAUGACUAAAAUGCUUUUACAAUGGUUGUACUUCGGUAUGGAGUACGAUCGGAAGGUUCUCGAGCCGAUUUUACGCCCGUAUUUGAACAAUCUUUUCAACAGCCUUCACGAGCACGGUUGGUGCGCGACGUCUUGGAAGAAGAGGCAACAGAUUUACAUUUCCGAGAUGCAAUCUUUGUCCACGUUCUGUAAAUCUGUGAUAACUCAAGAAGUGUCACCAGCCAACGGGAUAGUGGACCGUCUAUCUCAGGGUUGGUGUUGGGCAGAAAAUAUGACCAGGAUGAUCGAACGUUCCGGGAACUGCCUGCGAUUGAUUUUCUUUCUUGGGGACAGAGAAAUCAAAUACAACUUAACGUUCGCGGCAAAUAAAGGAUUAAGCUCGUUCUCUACGUGGAGCAAAGCUAGAACCGUUAACACUAUUGCCAGAAGAAAACGAAUAAAUUCCAGGGCCAGCGAAUUAUACGAUUUUCUUACGAGGUUGCAAGAGACUUCGGGCGGAAAUAGAGGGGUUGCAGGACACAUGGAACUGAGGGACGCCAGCCCUUUGACGUAUGUAGCGUCGAUAAGCAGAUCGCGAUCUAGAAACCGUGGCCCCGGCGAUUUGAUUACUGCCAUGAUCUCCUUGGGCAAGUUCAGGAUUUUACAAGAGGUCGCUGCUCUUUUGCCGCAAGAAGAACAAACAUUUAUGUUGGACAUGGUGCAGCGCGUGGCUAGGGAGUCUUCUCGUUGCUCAAGAAAAGCUAUCUUGACGGACCCAAGUUCACCGAAGGAAAUUUACAGACUGAGAUCGGAACCAGACCUUUUGGAUUCACCUCUACGAUUAUCGCCAGGAGUCCGUGAACGGCGAAUCAUCGCGGAGCAUCAGAAACAGCUCGAAAAGGAGAUGCAAGAGAUGCACGAUACUUUAAGACGCAACGCGUUGAUGAGGCAACGUCCAAGUAACAUUUGGGACACACACUCUGUGUCCUCGUGGAGUUCCUCGAUCGAUUCCAUCGCUGGGACUAUCACUCUGAAAAAAUAUCGCGCACCGAUAUGGGAAGCUAUCAAAGGUCGUUUUACUUAUCUAGCGUUAAAAUGAUUUUAUUUCCGUGUCAAAAAUAUCCGGGUCACCGUCCCCGAGCCAAUUACUUUAUUACGGUUGUCCACAUACAUUUUCAUUUGUCCUCGUACCAUCGUACGAUUGUUUAAUGCGUGGCAACAAUUUACUCGGAGGACGGAGAAUUUCGCUUUUCGUGAACGAACCUGCAAGCUGGGAACGGCGUGCAAACAAUAUGCCGAUCGAUUUUUCAA
This is a messenger RNA of Ceratina calcarata, 4215 nucleotides long. RefSeq lists its product as uncharacterized. The transcript has 13 exons. The record is from RefSeq and is a predicted model, not a curated record. NCBI's taxonomy places the organism in Eukaryota, Metazoa, Arthropoda, Insecta, Hymenoptera, Apidae. Bases 1052 to 4003 code for a protein of 983 amino acids.